AUGGCGAGGAAAAGUCCAAGUACGGUCCCUAUCGUGAGAGCAACCUCGGAGGAGGGAUGCGGGGGGGCCACAUCCACUCUCAUCCGCACACACAUUCAACACUGCCCAGAGCCCAUAUGUCAGGACCCAAUCAUGGUUGCACAUAUAGAUGGAUCCUACGAUACGGAAAUGGAUUCAUAUAAUAUAUUUUCAACGAGAACAACAAUGGAAUCCAUAGCUCAAAUAACCUCGCAAGAUUCAUUUUCUCAAUCCGUCAAAACACCACCGGAUACAUUUCAACCUACGAUGCCUAGAAAAAGAGAAAAAUCUCAGGAAUCAUUUUAUUCAAUUGGUGGUACGUCGAAACCCAUGGAAUCAUUUCAUCAUCAUCAGCAUCAUCAAAUGCCUAAAGCGAACACUUUAAGUCGUCAUCACGUAAAGACAAUCGAAGUUCCAAGGGUUCCGGAUACUUAUUCGAAAACAUUAAAUCGAAGCAAAUCGAAAGAACGUAAUUACGAACCUUUCAUGUUCAGAACCCAACAGCAACAACAACAACAACAACAACCACAUUUACAAUCCCAAUCACCAUCAUCUGAACAUAAUAAUAAAACAUCCGUGCCUGAUAAAAAUGAUUUGCUACCGGAUUUAAGCGAGGCUGGUUACAUGAUAACGGAGCUUUAA
Messenger RNA from Pediculus humanus corporis (human body louse), 660 nucleotides. RefSeq lists its product as uncharacterized. The transcript is spliced from 2 exons. The record is from RefSeq and is a predicted model, not a curated record. Bases 1 to 660 code for a protein of 219 amino acids. NCBI's taxonomy places the organism in Eukaryota, Metazoa, Arthropoda, Insecta, Psocodea, Pediculidae.